AUGCAGAGUACCACGCCGGCUUAUACGAUUCGUCGCGCCACAAUGGCCGACCACGACGCCUUCCUCAACAUCAUGACUGAAGCGUACACAAAAUCUGAGCCGCUUGCAAGAGCUCUGAAUGUCUCUGUUGAAGAUGCCGAAGCGUUCUGCAGGAGUUUUCUGCCGCACUAUCUACCACAAGGUUAUUCCUUGGCCAUGGAAAGCGAAGGGCAGAUGAUCGGGGCGUACUUGAUGCAGCUAACCAAAUCCUAUCUAGAUAUCCGGUCCGAUCAUACCUUCACGAAGAUAUUCCUUAUUGAAAGCAUUGCGCACAAGCUGACCGAGAACUUCUGGGACUUGAUGCCUCCGACUUCACAGCUGCUACAUCUCUGUAUACGGUGGUGA
This is a messenger RNA of Ostertagia ostertagi, 384 nucleotides long. The record is from the annotation of a GenBank genome assembly. Lineage: Eukaryota; Metazoa; Nematoda; Chromadorea; Rhabditida; Trichostrongylidae.